AUGGCUGCAACUUCCACUCACUACCAGCUUGGACCCACGAUCCCAGACUCUGGCAUUUCAGAAGUGGCUCAGCUCCGACUGGUGAACGGCCCGAGUCGCUGUGCUGGGAGAGUCGAGGUGCUUCACGACGAGCAGUGGGGAACCGUGUGUGAUGACGGCUGGGAUUUAACUGAGGCCAGAGUCGUGUGCAGGCAGCUGGGCUGUGGGACGGCGUUAUCAGCCCCACGUGAGUCUCGGUUUGGACAGGGAACUGACCGUAUCUGGCUGGAUGAGGUUAACUGCACAGGGACAGAAGCUGCCCUCUCCGAAUGCAAGGCUCGGCCUUGGGGAGAGCAUAACUGUAACCACGUGGAAGAUGCCAGUGUUGUGUGCUCAGACUCAGACAUUUCAGAGCAGACUCAGCUCCGACUCGUGAAUGGCCCGAGUCGCUGCGCUGGGAGAGUCGAGGUGUUUCACAACCAGCAGUGGGGAACCGUAUGUGAUGACAGCUGGGAUUUAACUGAGGCCAGAGUCGUGUGCUGGCAGCUGGGCUGUGGGACGGCAUUAUCAGCCCCAGGGAGGUCUCAAUUUGGGCGAGGCUCUGAUCCCAUCUGGCUGGAUGAGGUUAACUGCACAGGGACAGAAGCUGCCCUCUCCGAAUGCAGGGCUCGGCCUUGGGGAAUCCAUAACUGUCACCACGGAGAAGAUGCCAGUGUUGUGUGCUCAGAUUCAGCCAUUCCAGAGCAGGCUCCAAUCCGACUGGUUGAUGGUUCUAGUCUCUGUGCUGGGAGAGUCGAGGUGUUUCACAACCAGCAGUGGGGAACCGUGUGUGAUGACAACUGGGAUUUAACUGAGGCCAGAGUCGUGUGCAGGCAGCUGGGCUGUGGGACGGCGUUAUCAGCCCCAGGGCGGGCUCACUUUGGGAGAGGUUCUGACACCAUCUGGCUGGAUGAGGUUAACUGCACAGGGACAGAAGCUGCCCUCUCCGAAUGCAGGGCUAAGUCUUGGGGAGACCAUAACUGUCACCACGGAGAAGAUGCCGGCGUUGUGUGCUCAGACUCAGGCAUUUCAGAAGUGGCUCAGCUCCGACUAGUGAAUGGCCCGAGUCGCUGCGCUGGGAGAGUCGAGGUGCUUCACAACCAACGGUGGGGAACUGUGUGUGAUGACAGCUGGAACAUAACUGAUGCUGGAGUCGUGUGCAGGGAGCUGGGCUGUGGAAUGGCAUUAUCAGCCCCAGGAGGGGCUCGAUUUGGGCGAGGAUCAGACCAUAUCUGGCUGGAUGACGUCAACUGUGCAGGGACAGAAGCUGCCCUCACCGAAUGCAGGGCUCGGCCUUGGGGAGACAAUAACUGUAACCACGGAGAAGAUGCUGGUGCUGUGUGCUCAGAAUCCGGCAUCUCAGAAGUGGCUCAGCUCCGACUGGUGAACGGUUCGAGUCGCUGCGCUGGGAGAGUCGAGGUGUUUCAUAACAAGAAGUGGGGAACCAUCUGUGAUGACAGCUGGGAUUUACAGGAUGCUGGAGUCGUGUGCAGGCAGCUGGGCUGUGGGACGGCGUUAUCAGCCCCCGUCGGGGCUCACUUUGGGCAAGGAUCUGAGCAUAUCUGGCUGGCUAAUGUGAACUGCACAGGGUCAGAAGUUGCCCUCUCCGAUUGCAGGGCUCGGCCUUGGGGAGACAGUAACUGUACCCACGGAGAAGAUGCUGGUGUCGAGUGCUCAGACUCUGGCAUUUCAGAAGUGGCUCAGCUCCGACUGGUGAAUGGUCCGAGUAGAUGCGCUGGGAGAGUCGAGGUGCUUCACAACCAACUGUGGGGAACCGUGUGUGAUGACAGCUGGGAUUUAACUGAUGCUGGAGUCAUGUGCAGGCAGCUGGGCUGUGGAACAGCGUUAUCAGCCCCAGGAGGGGCUCGAUUUGGGCAAGGAUCAGACCGUAUCUGGCUGGAUGACGUUCACUGCACAGGGACAGAAGCUUCCCUCACCGAAUGCAGGGCUCGGCCUUGGGGAGACAAUAACUGUAACCACAGAGAAGAUGCCGGUGUUGUGUGCUCAGACUCUGGCAUCUCGGAAGUGGCUCAGCUCCGACUGGUGAACGGUCUGAAUAGAUGCUCUGGGAGAGUCGAGGUGCUUCACAACCAGCAGUGGGGAACCGUGUGUGAUGACAGCUGGGAUUUAACUGAGGCCAGAGUUGUGUGCAGGCAGCUGGGCUGUGGGACGGCGUUAUCAGCCCCAGGAGGGGCUCGAUUUGGGCGAGGAUCAGACCGUAUCUGGCUGGAUGAUGUUCACUGCACAGGGAUAGAAGCUUCCCUCACCGAAUGCAGGGCUCGGCCUUGGGGAGACAAUAACUGUAACCACAGAGAAGAUGCCGGUGUUGUGUGCUCAGACUCAGGCAUUUCAGAAGUGGCUCAGCUCCGACUGGUGAACGGUCCGAGUAGAUGCGCUGGGAGAGUCGAGGUGCUUCACAACCAGCAGUGGGGAACCGUGUGUGAUGACAGCUGGGACAUAACUGAUGCUGGAGUCGUGUGCAGGCAGCUGGGCUGUGGGACGGCGUUAUCAGCCCCAGGAAGAGCUCGAUUUGGGCGAGGAUCAGACCGUGUCUGGCUGGAUGAUGUUCACUGCACAGGGACAGAAGCUGCCCUCUCUGAUUGCAGGUCUCGGCCUUGGGGAGACAAUAACUGUAACCAUGGAGAAGAUGCCGGUGUUGUGUGCUCAGACUCUGGCAUCUCGGAAGUGGCUCAGCUCCGACUGGUGAACGGUCUGAAUAGAUGCUCUGGGAGAGUCGAGGUGCUUCACAACCAGCAGUGGGGAACCGUGUGUGAUGACAGCUGGGAUUUAACUGAGGCCAGAGUUGUGUGCAGGCAGCUGGGCUGUGGUAUGGCGUUAUCAGCCCCAGGAGGGGCUCGAUUUGGGCGAGGAUCAGACCGAAUCUGGCUGGAUGAUGUUCACUGCACAGGGACAGAAGCUUCCCUCACCGAAUGCAGGGCUCGGCCUUGGGGAGACAAUAACUGUAACCACGGAGAAGAUGCCGGUGUUGUGUGCUCAGACUCUGCCAUUCCUGAGCAGACUCCGCUCCGACUGGUGAAUGGUCCAAGUAACUGCUCUGGGAGAGUUGAGGUGUUUCACAACCAGCAGUGGGGAACCGUGUGUGAUGACACCUGGGAUUUAACUGAGGCCAGAGUCGUGUGCAGGCAGCUGGGCUGUGGGACAGCGUUAUCAGCCCCUGGAAGAGCUCAGUUUGGGCGAGGCUCUGACCGUAUCUGGCUGGAUGACGUUCACUGCACAGGGACAGAAGCUGCCCUCUCUGAUUGCAGGUCUCGGCCUUGGGGAGACAACAACUGUCACCAUGGAGAAGAUGCCGGUGCUGUGUGCUCAGGCUCAGGCAUUUCAGAAGUGGCUUCGCUCCGACUGGUGAACGGCCCGAGUCGCUGCGCUGGGAGAGUGGAGGUGCUUCACAACCAGCAGUGGGGAACCGUGUGUGAUGACAGCUGGGGCUUGUCCGAGGCUGAAGUCGUGUGCAGGCAGCUGGGCUGUGGGACAGCAUUAUCAGCGCCACAUGGGGCUCACUUUGGACAAGGAUCUGACCGUGUGUGGCUGGAUGAGGUUCAGUGCACAGGGACAGAAGCUGCCCUCACUGAAUGCAAGGCUAGGCCUUGGGGAGAGCAUGGCUGUAACCCCGGAGAAGAUGCCAGUGUUGUGUGCUCAGAUCAGGGCCAGCUGAGGCUGCGGCUGACAAGUGGCCCAAGCUCCUGCUCCGGGCGAGUGGAGGUGCUGAUUAACGACACCUGGGGUGCCGUGUGUGACGCCGGCUGGGGCCUGCCGGAGGCGGGGGUGGUGUGCAAGCAGCUGGGCUGCGGCACGGCGCUGUCAGCCCCAGGCGUUGCUCAGUUCGGUCACGGGGCCGGCGACGUCUGGCUGGAGGGCGUGAGCUGCUUGGGCCAGGAGUCUCUCAUCACUGAGUGCCAGCUGAGCCGGCUGGGUCCCGGGCUGUGUGGCCGUGGCUCCGAGGCCAGCGUGGUGUGUGCUGGGCAGGCCGGCCCUGGGCUACUCUGCUCUGUGCUCCUUGGCCUGGGCGCCCUGGUGGUGCUGAUCUGUGGGGCACUGCUCUGCUGGAGGAGGCGUCGGGACAGAACCGCUGGGAACCCCCUGGGCCAUGUGCACCUGGAGGAGCUGGGGGCUCCAGGGACCCUGGCCCUGCCCCAGGGAGUGGCAAAUCCAGAGCCCCCUGAGGAGCCCCACAGUGAGAUGACCUGGCUGGUGAGGGAAGACGCGGUGCUGUGAGAGCCGCAUGCCGGCCAGGCUGGGCUGGGCUCGGCUCAGCCUGCAGUGAGAGACGGGCCGGUGGGACCCUGCACAGAGCAGCCCCAGGGCUGCCAGCUGCCUGGGCUGUGGGGACGCUGAUGGGGCUCGUCCUGGGGCUGGGGCUGCUGGCUGGAGGUCUCAGUUCUGCAUUGCCUUCCCCAGCUGCCUUGGAAAGCUCCCCUGCUCUGUCCCACGCCCACAGCUUUCCCUGGUGCAGCUCCCACGUCCAUCCCUGAGCAGCCUGUGCCCAGCCAUGCAGAUAGCAUGUGGUGCGCCCUGCAGAACCAUUGUCCGGUGCACAGGGACAGCCGGCUCCUUCCCCACAUUCAGACGAGCUAUGGAGAGAGACUGACUACGGGUGUCUGCCUAUGUCCGAUGCGCCAGGCCCUGUCUGUCUAUACUGGAUGUGCCAGGCCCUGUCUGUGCCCAAUGCCCCUGAGCUCGGGGAGCCAGACCCCAUCUGUCUGUCUAUGCCUGACGCCCCCUGAGCUUGGGGCGUCAGACCCCAUCUGUCUGUCUGUCUGUGCCUGAUGCCCCCUGAACUCAGGGCACCAGGCCCACCAGUCUGUGCAGCAGCCAGCCUGGGUCCCCAAUAAAUGAUCAUUACUGUU
Messenger RNA from Caretta caretta (loggerhead turtle), 4883 nucleotides. The record is from RefSeq and is a predicted model, not a curated record. Lineage: Eukaryota; Metazoa; Chordata; Testudines; Cheloniidae.